AUGCCCCCCAGCCUCACUCCCUCGCGCUCUCACGUCAUCUCUCACCUCUCGCUCUCACUUCCCUCUCACCACUGCAGAUGGGUGCGCAACCCGUCUCUCCCAAAGCGCUACACAGGGUUGUCGUGCAAGAGCAUCCGGUCGAGCCUCAACUGCCAGAAGAACGGCCGCAAGGACACGGCGUAUCUCAACUACGAAUUCAAAAGCCCCGGAUGCAAUAUCCAGAGGUUCGACCCGAAGGCGUUCCUGUCGAUGAUGCGCAACAAGGUGUUUCUGGGCGUGGGCGACUCGUUCAACCCGAACCUGCAGCACUCCGUGCGCUGCCUUGUCGAGAGCGUCGCCGCCACUAAGGACGUCAACGGCGCGCUCUUCAAGACGGGCCUCUCCGCGCAGGGCUACGUCGUGCCGCAGUACAACGCCACGUUCCUCACUAUCGCGUCCAGCUUCCUGGUCGACGCAACCCCCGUGGUACGUACCGGCUACGUCGUGCCGCAAUGCAACGCCACGUUCCGCACCAUCGUGUGGAGCGUCCAGCAGCAGCCCUUCAGCACGGACGGUGACCCUGCGCGUGCUCAACAAGGGACGCCCUUUAGCCUCUCUGCGUCCUUCCCUCAUGUUCUCUCCCCUCCCCCCUUCCCAUUCCCCUUGCAUGCUACAGGGCGCGGCGUCCAGGAGGAGUCCGAGGAAGGUGGUGAAGCUGGACGGCCCCAGCAAGGAGCGUCGUCCAGCAGCAACCCGUGGAAGGUGAACCUGGACGGAUCGGUGUCGAGCAGCAGUCCGUGGAAGGUGAAUCUGGACGUGCCCAGCAAGGAGUGGACUCCGUUUCUGCGCCACUCGCACUACGUGGUGUUUUCUGCCGGCCACUGGUUCACCAAUGUACGUGUGUGCGUGAUUGAGAGUGGGGCGCUGCAGUCUGGGAACCUGAGGCAGUGGUUUGUGAAGAAGCAGCAGCAGAAGGGCAUGACGUCAUCAGCAGCCAUGACGGCCGCAUACACGACAAUGCGCAACUACAUCGCGAGCUCCGGCUACACGGGCCUGCCCAUGGUGCUCACCUACACGGCCUCGCACUACGAGUCCGCGUUUGCUGCCACGGAUUCGGUGAAGGCAUGCAGUGGGGCCAAGGGGCCCAUGACCUCCAAGCAGAUGGCGUUUGCUUCCAAGAAAUCGGACGCGCUCGAAGGGAGGACCGCUGUGGUGAAGGUGUUCCAAGGCAACCCGACCUUCAAGGUUCUUGAUGUCAGCAAGGCCAGCUUGAUGAGACCCGAUGCACACAUGGCGAAGUUCAGGGCAGGCACGUCGGACGAUGACUGCUCUCAUUUCUGUGUCCCCGGCGUCCCUGACACAUGCUGGGUGCGCAACCCGUUCGUGAAGCGCUACACGGGCUACAGCUGCCAGAGCAUUCGCUCGCAGCUCAACUGCGACCGGAACGGGCGCCCGGACUCGGAGUAUCUUAACUACGAGUGGAAGGCCCCCGGGUGCAGCAUCAAGAGGUUCAACACCGCAGCCUUCCUCAGCACGGUGCGCAACAGAGUCUUCAUGUCGGCCGGCGACUCUUACGCCACCAACCUCUACCACGCGCUGCGCUGCCUCAUUGAGACCACCACCAAAGUCCAAGACUACAGCACGAGCUCUGCGUUUGGGACAGGAGUGAAGGCGUCCGGAUUCAGCGUACCGUCGCACAACUUCCUCUUCCUCCGCCAGUCCACCAACUUCCUCGUCGAUUCCGAGCCUCAGGGUUCAGCGUCCAGCAAGGGCGUGUGGACGGUGCGUCUAUGGCAGGCAGAUCCCAAGUGGGCAAAGCUCAUUCCACAUGUCAACUACGUGCUCUUUGCUACUGGCCAUUGGUUCACUAACGCCCCCUCCAACACUCGCGACUACCGCGAUAACAACGGGAAGCAAAUCAGCAUCAAUUCAAUGAGGGCCAUGCGCACCGCAAUCCGGACCGUCCGUCAGACGAUCCAAUCCACCAACUUCCGCGGCAUGCCCCUGUUCCUCUCGUACACGGCAACACACUACCAGAAGUCGUUCCCGCCGCAAGAUUCCAUGAAUGACUGCAUGGGUGCUAAAUCGCCUGUGGGAAAUAACGUGGUGGCGUAUGCGGAAAAGAAUACCUUCUUCAUGCAGGCGCGAAAUCAGCUCCGCUCGGCUAGAGCAAGUAGUCUCUGGUUGUCGAGAAGCUGGACCAAUGCCGAACCGCCAGCUGGCAGCGAUGCAGCUACGUUGGCCUGUGUUGCACGUUCGGAAGGCUCCGGUCGCAUCGCCUUCAAGGAGGAGAGCACUGGUUCCGCUUCUGGCGCUGCUGGUGCUGGAAGCGGCACUUGCGGCGCCCGCCGCGGCUACGGAUAA
This is a messenger RNA of Closterium sp. NIES-65, 2343 nucleotides long. The record is from the annotation of a GenBank genome assembly. Lineage: Eukaryota; Viridiplantae; Streptophyta; Zygnematophyceae; Desmidiales; Closteriaceae.